This is a messenger RNA of Zasmidium cellare ATCC 36951, 786 nucleotides long. RefSeq lists its product as uncharacterized. Bases 1 to 786 code for a protein of 261 amino acids. The transcript has a single exon. Lineage: Eukaryota; Fungi; Ascomycota; Dothideomycetes; Mycosphaerellales; Mycosphaerellaceae. The record is from RefSeq and is a predicted model, not a curated record.
AUGGCCCCCGGCAUCGUCUCAGCAGACAAACUCUCCCUCUACCUCGGCGAGACUUGUACCAACGCAGUCUUGGACACCGUCACGCCCCUUGAGCCCGGUAGCUGCAUCGAAAUCGGCCAGGCUCAGAGCUACGUCCUCACCAAGGACGACGACAUCGUGUACAACAUCUACAGCGGUGGCAGCUGCCACCAGUACGAAUGUCAAAUCACGAUCUCAGGAGGCUGCUCCCCCGUCGGCGAUGGCAUCACCAGCAUCAUGAGCAUUGGUACGCAGAGCGCAAAGCGCUCGGCCAACAUCGACGAGGCCAAGCGUGCCGUCUCUGAGAAGCGGAAGGCAAAGAUGCUGCGCGCCCGUAUGGACAUUGACAAGCGAGUCGACGGCGAUGCCUACCAGUGCCCCAACAUCCCAUCGGGCGCGGACUACUUCUUCGUCGUGACAACUUCCAGCGCUGUAGAAGAGACAGUGGGUGGCGGCGAUGAGCAAACGAUGGAGAACGACUUUAUGGCCCAGUUCAACGCCGCUUACCAGAACCCCAGCGGACAGACAUCAGUCUCAAGCUACACGCCGUACACCGGAGAUGACAUUGACGACGUGACAAUCUCGCUCGACAUGCAACAGGGCGUCAUCCAGGACAUCCAGCCUCAAGACAUGGAGAGCUUGACCGAGAGCUUGAUGACUUUCCGGGACCAGCAGCGAUCGCCCAUCAACUUCCUUGUGAGCCUGUACACCGGGCGGGUGGACAAUGUUGGUGGCCUCAUCGCCAACUUCCGCUGGAAUGGAGACUAA